Chanos chanos (milkfish) is the source of this 1896-nucleotide messenger RNA. Its product is annotated as hydroperoxide isomerase ALOXE3-like. The record is from RefSeq and is a predicted model, not a curated record. Bases 1 to 1896 code for a protein of 631 amino acids. Gene Ontology annotation, biological process: lipid oxidation. The transcript is spliced from 13 exons. Lineage: Eukaryota; Metazoa; Chordata; Actinopteri; Gonorynchiformes; Chanidae. Gene Ontology annotation, molecular function: protein binding; oxidoreductase activity, acting on single donors with incorporation of molecular oxygen, incorporation of two atoms of oxygen; iron ion binding.
AUGAGUUACCAAGUUGAAGUAUUCACAGGAGACAGACAGCACGCUGGAACUACAAACAGAGUCAGUAUCAAGCUGGUUGGCACUAAAGGAAAAACGGAGUGUGAAAACCUCUCCCGGUUGGGCUUUUGGCGUGGAUCAGUACACAAGUUUGAACUAAACUGCCCCGCCUCCAUAGGCACUCUUUUGCUGAUGGAACUUAAACUCAACUCUUUCUUUCAUUUUGGAGUGAACGACUGGUUCUGCUCCAAGGUUAUUGUGACUAACCCUGAAGGUGACACGGUCCUGUUCCCAUGUCACCGCUGGUUUUCCAGUGAAGAGAGAUGGCAACAACAUGCACCAGGGAUACCCUAUAAAAUGGAGGCGGACGCUUCAAAGGCUUUACCUGAUGAAGUCAGAUUCUCAUUCACCAAGGAAACUGAGUUCAUGUUCAAUCGAAUAUCAACAAUGACCGAGCUGAAAUUCCAAAAUCUUGCUGGUCGAAUGGAGUCAUGGGACAGUUUUGAGGAACUUGAUCAUGUCUUUGCUGAACGAAGAACAGCGACCUAUGAAUAUGUUCGGCAACAUUGGAGAGAGGAUGAGUUUUUUGGCUACCAGCUUCUGAAUGGCAUGAACCCCAUGAUGAUCCACAAAUGCUCAGAGUUGCCAAAAAAGUUCCCUGUCACUGAUGACAUGGUCAAAGCCUUUUUACCAGCUGGGAGCAGCUUAAAGAAUGAGAUGAAGCAUGGAAACAUCUUCCUGUGUGACUACAAGCGGCUGGAUGGUCUAUCUGCAAAUGUCAUUAAUAAGACACAACAAUAUCUGACGGCUCCCAUAUGCCUGCUCUUUAGUAACCCUUCAGGCAAGCUACUGCCCAUUGCCAUCCAGCUGAAGCAGGAGCCAGGAGAGGAGAACCCUAUCUUUCUUCCCUCAGACUCUGAAUCUGAUUGGCUACUCGCCAAGACUUUUGUGCGGAACGCCGAAUUCAAUGAGCAUGAGCUGAACUUCCACCUGCUACGCACUCACCUGAUGGCUGAGGUCUUUACCAUAGCAACCUUGCGCAACUUACCCACAGUCCACCCCUUAUUCAAGCUCCUGAUACCACAUACCCGCUACACACUCCAGAUCAACAUCAUGGCUCGACAGAUGCUGGUCUCAGAUGAUGGGGUUUUCGCUGAGCACACUGCCAUUGGUCAUGGGGGGACAGUUACUUUUCUGCAGAGAGCAGCCUCCACCUUAACCUACAGCUCCCUGUGUCUGCCUGAUGAUAUCAAGGCUCGUGGUGUGGAGGACAUUCCAAACUACUACUACAGAGACGACGGCCUCAAGCUGUGGAACAUCAUCAACAAGUAUGUUGACGGUGUGGUGAGAUACUACUACACUUCAGAUGAUGAUGUCGUCAAAGACACUGAACUGCAAUGCUGGAUUGAAGAGAUACAUAAUAAUGGCUUCCUGGGGAAAGCUGAACACGGGAUAUCAUCAUUCAAGACUGUGGAUGAACUCAUCAAGUUUGUUACCAUGGCGAUCUUCAGUGUUUCAGUCCAACACGCUGCCCUCAACAAUGGACAGUUUGACUUUGGUGGAUGGAUGCCCAAUUUGCCCAGUUCCCUAAGAUGUCCGCCUCCCAUCAAAAAAGGAAGCUCAACUGAGGACUCCAUUUUGGAGGCCCUCCCAAAUAUCAGUACUACAGUGAGCAUAAUGGCUGCCCUGUAUGUAUUAAGCAAGCCCUCUUCUGAUCGUUACCCACUUGGAUAUUAUCCAGAGGAGCUGUUCGAUGAAAAGACACCCCUUCAGAUUAUUGACAAGUUUCAGGAGGACCUGAAGUCUCUCUCCGAUGAAAUUGAGAAGAGGAACCAAAGUCUUCUACUCCCAUACUUCUACCUAAAGCCUGAGGAAGUGGAGAACAGUGUGUCCAUCUAA